This is a messenger RNA of Ochlerotatus camptorhynchus, 867 nucleotides long. RefSeq lists its product as uncharacterized. The transcript has 3 exons. The record is from RefSeq and is a predicted model, not a curated record. The coding region runs from base 1 to 867 and encodes 288 amino acids. Lineage: Eukaryota; Metazoa; Arthropoda; Insecta; Diptera; Culicidae.
AUGUAUGUAAACAAAAAGAUCAGCAUAAACGCGAUCACGCCACUCGGGCAGCGAACGCAGUUUGUGCUGAUCCAGCAGAAAGGGUCACGUCCGCCACCGCUAGAAUCAGUGGAAACAACCAGUUCUGAAUCGAUCGUUACCACCUACAACGCACCUUUGUCGGACGGAAAUGAAUUCCUUGUACAACUUAAGGAUAAAUAUAAAGAAACAAUAGACAGCAAUGAGCGAUACAGGAUUUUAACCACACUUCCCAAAAGUUGGUCUACAUAUAGAAUUAUGAAGGAGUUCAAUGUUUCCCAACAUAUGGCCAACCAAGCAAAAGCACUGCAGCAACAGAAAGGAAUAAUGUCGGUGCCUGUAAAUAGGUUAAGCAGAGCUUCAUUAGGAGAACCAACGAUAAUGCUUGUUCGUGAUUUUUACAAUAGUGACGAUAUAAGUCGUGUUUGUCCGGGGAAAAGAGAUUAUUUAAUAUCUAAAAAUGAUGAAGGCGAAAUCUACGUACAAAGAAGAUUAGUUUUGUGUAACUUGCAGGAGGCGUACUCCAUCUUCAAAAAUACAUAUCCUGAUAUUAAAAUAGGAUUUUCCAUGUUCGCCAGUAACCGUCCGAAACACUGCAUUUUGGCAGGGACAAGUGGCACGCAUACCGUAUGCGUUUGUAUAUAUCAUCAGAACGUUAAACUUAUUUUUAAAACACUACAAAGCAGACAAUCACUCCCAGAUGGUGUUGAUUCCUAUCACGAUUUGUUUAAAAAAAUAAUUUGUCAAAAUCCAACGCUGUUCAAGCUCCUCCGGGCUAACCCUCAGCAGGGCCGUGAACAAGAAAGCUUUGAUAAGGCACCUUCACCGGUUCCUCCUCGUCGUGAUUGA